This is a messenger RNA of Chaetomium strumarium, 984 nucleotides long. RefSeq names its product putative centromere protein Cse4. Lineage: Eukaryota; Fungi; Ascomycota; Sordariomycetes; Sordariales; Chaetomiaceae. The transcript is spliced from 3 exons. Gene Ontology annotation, cellular component: nucleosome. The coding region runs from base 354 to 836 and encodes 160 amino acids. Gene Ontology annotation, molecular function: DNA binding; protein heterodimerization activity; structural constituent of chromatin. The record is from RefSeq and is a predicted model, not a curated record.
CCCGCGUCUGCGGGUCUGACGCAGAGAUGUUGAAGGGAGCCCCAGCCCCCCCGAAUUGAGCCCUCUUUCACAUUCCUGAGACCAUCAAGACAAAGUCCUGUUUACGGAUUGCGUCCCUACAUUCGCAUUCGCGCACUAUAACCCGCUAGCAAGCGUACUGCGAUACCACAUAUUUCUCCCACAAUUUAGUUUGCGCUCCCUCGACAAUCUGCAUCCGCUUGUUGAGCUAUCAAACCUACCCUCCCGAGCUCCUUGCCAACCCGCCAGCUUCCGUCCUCUCCAAGUGUAUUGGCGUUGUCGCAUAGUCAGAAACCUCUGUUAGAUUAGUCGCUCGCUACAACACCCCAAGCACAAUGCCUCCAAAAGGUCCCAGGCAAAGAAAGCCCGCCGCGGCAGCGUCACCCAGAGCCAGAGGAGCAGGAGUCGCACGAGCUGCAGCAGCAGCGCCAGCGCCAGCACCAAGACGACCAAGACAAAGCGACGUACAACCAGGCGACCCUAUUCCCCAACCUAAAAAGCGACGCUACCGCCCCGGCACGCUCGCACUAAAAGAGAUCCGCCGCUACCAGGCCAACACCGAUCUGUUGAUGUCCAAACUUCCCUUCGCUCGCCUCGUCCGAGAAAUAGCGCUCCAAUACCAACCCACCAGCGAAGAACUGCGGUGGCAAUCGCAGGCGAUACUGGCGCUGCAAGAAGCGGCCGAGGCGUUCCUCGUACACCUCUUCGAAGACACCAACCUGUGCGCGAUACACGCCAAGCGCGUGACCAUCAUGCAGAAGGAUAUCCAGCUGGCGAGGAGGAUACGCGGCGUCUGGGGCGGCGCUGGGUGGAUAUAGGCUUUGCCCUCUCUGGGAGGGUCACCGGCUUUUGAAUGGUACAUAAUACCCCUGCGGGGGAACGGGGCGCGUGGGUUCUUCCAGCGGACUGGAGGGUUGGGGCGGGGCUCCUCAUUAUUCUCGCUUUCGGUAUAUACCUACUUGCUGG